Molecule: messenger RNA, 447 nt
Organism: Vespa mandarinia (Asian giant hornet)
Lineage: Eukaryota; Metazoa; Arthropoda; Insecta; Hymenoptera; Vespidae
Gene: ubl
Product: Ubiquitin-like protein 5
Biological process (GO): protein modification process
Molecular function (GO): protein binding
Source: RefSeq, a predicted model, not a curated record
UUUAAUAUCAGAUUAAUAUUUUUUAUAUGGACAAGUAUAUGCAUAUAUAUAUAGUAUUCCUUACCAUACAACACAAAUAAUACAGAAAAAUAUAUUAUUAUGUUUAAUGUGCUUAUAACGAUCAUAUAUUUACAUACGAGUGUAUUUUACGUCCAUCUUCUGAUUAACGUAGUGAUACAAAAAUUGUUGAGACUUGAGGAAAAAUUAAAACCAAUAUCAUAAAAAAUGUUAGAAAUAACUUGCAAUGAUCGAUUAGGAAAAAAGGUUAGAGUGAAAUGUAAUCCAGAUGAUACUAUCGGUGAUUUGAAGAAACUAAUAGCAGCUCAAACUGGAACACAUUGGGAAAAAAUUGUAUUAAAAAAAUGGUACACUAUCUUCAAAGACCAUAUUAAACUGCAGGACUAUGAAAUACAUGAUGGCAUGAAUUUAGAGUUAUAUUAUCAAUAG